AGUGAGAAAACACACACAUUCAUAUUUCACAUAAUCCUCUCCUCUUCCACUAAACUCUUCUCUUACCCACCAAAAACAAAAUAAAAAAACUCAAUCAAACUCACACUUCCUUCCAUUGUUCUCUCUUCCUCCACCACUCCAAUGUCAAGCACAUGAGAAUCUCUAAUUUUCUUAACCGAAGUCACUCACUGCUACGCAUGCCGCCUACAAAUACCUGUCCCUCGAUUUUCACAUUUUCUUAACCGCACCCUCCACAUUAUUAUUACUAUAUCCACCUCCAUUUUUUGUCGUUUCAUUUCUCACACAAACACGAUCUGAAUUCCAAAGAACAAAAAACAUGCUUACAUGCAUAGCACGUCCAAAGAAACUCGAAGAAGAUUCAGAAUCAAACAACAAUGCAAAGAGCGUAAAAUCUUUGACAUGUCAGAUAAAAGACAUGGCAUUGAAAGCUUCAGGUGUAUACAAAAGCUGUAAUCCUUGUACUCCUGCAACCCGCCUCCGAAACGGUGGCUCCGAGUCAGAAGUUUCUGACUCGGAGAAGUUUCGGAGGACGAGGACGUGGGGGAAGGAGAUGGAAGCUAGGUUGAAGGGGAUAUCAAGUGGAGAAGGGACGCCAAGUUCGUCUUCUUCGUCGUUUGGUGGAGGAAGUGGGAGGAGAGUGGUGGUUCUUGAGGAGGAGGAGGGCAAGGAGUGGGUGGCACAAGUGGAGCCUGGUGUUUUGAUUACUUUUGUGUCUCUUCCAAGAGGUGGUAAUGAUCUCAAGCGGAUACGGUUCAGUCGCGAUAUAUUUAACAAAUGGCAAGCUCAAAGAUGGUGGGCAGAGAACUAUGAUAAGGUCAUGGAGCUUUACAAUGUUCAAAGGCUUAACCGCCAAGCCUUUCCGCUUCCAACUCCGGCAAGAUCUGAAGACGAGAGUUCGAAGCGUGAAUCAAUAGCAGACAGCCCAGUGACACCUCCACUGACAAAGGAACAACUAUCACGCAAUUUAUUCCGACCAACAGGAAUGGGAAUGGGAUACUCGUCCUCAGAUUCCUAUGAUCAACACUCAAUGCAGUCCAAACAUUAUCAGUAUGACUUGAGUGGUAUGAACUCAACCCCAAAGGUUUCAACCAUUAGUGCCGCUAAGACAGAUAUAUCAUCAGUAGCUGCUUCUAUAAGAAGUAGCUCUUCUAGAGAAGCUGAUCGCUCUGGUGAUUUAUCGAUGAGCAAUGCUAGUGAUCCGGAUAGUGAGUGGGUUGAGGAAGAUGAACCUGGUGUUUAUAUUACCAUCAGGUCUAUGCCAGGCGGCAAAAGGGAGAUCAGAAGAGUCAGGUUCAGUCGAGAAAAAUUUGGGGAGAUGCAUGCUAGACUAUGGUGGGAAGAGAAUCGCGCCAGAGUACAUGCACAAUACUUGUGAGAUUAUUCAUCGAAAGAUUUGCUGCUAAUGGCUUACAAAAUGUGGAGGUGGUGUUAUUAAUUUUGUUUAAUUCACAGUUCGCGACGCGAUUAGAUACCAAAUGGUGCUACUUGCACCUCUAUCUUUUUGAACUUCAUAUCAUCUUCACGCGCGCGGUUACUACUAGUUAUUAUCUUCAAUGUGGGAAGUAAAUUUAUUUAGUUUCUGUUAGUUAGAGAUACCAGUGAAUCAGUCAAGCAAUUAUUUUGUUGAAACUUAUGAGUAAUGGUUGUAAAUUAUAUAUAUAGCUGUUGACAUUGGAUACAGAAAAUGAGUCAUGUUACUCAUUACUUUUUUGUUCUCUAAGCAUCCAACUUGCAACUCCUAUUGUCAGAUAUCUGCUAUAUUGCACAAAUAAAAUGAACUUGCAUGUGUC
Medicago truncatula (barrel medic) is the source of this 1811-nucleotide messenger RNA. Its product is annotated as protein Brevis radix-like 4. The transcript has 5 exons. Bases 338 to 1396 code for a protein of 352 amino acids. The record is from RefSeq and is a predicted model, not a curated record. Lineage: Eukaryota; Viridiplantae; Streptophyta; Magnoliopsida; Fabales; Fabaceae.